This is a messenger RNA of Pocillopora damicornis (cauliflower coral), 1566 nucleotides long. Its product is annotated as 52 kDa repressor of the inhibitor of the protein kinase-like. Lineage: Eukaryota; Metazoa; Cnidaria; Anthozoa; Scleractinia; Pocilloporidae. The record is from RefSeq and is a predicted model, not a curated record.
AUGCAAUGUCGCCAGUUGGCACUUGAAGCCGGCAUUGCCAUAAUCCGAAGUGUUCAAAAACCAAAGGAAACCUUGCCAUACAGGAUUUCCACGCAAAACCAAGAGAUAUUUGAAAAAAACAUGAACGCACUUAGAGCAAUCAUAAGUACCAUAAUAUUGUGUGGCAAACAGAACAUCCCUCUUAGAGGCCAUCAAGAUGACAGCACAAGCACGGCAUCCAACAAAGGCAACUUUCAUGCCAUUCGUAUGCUAUUGGGCAACUCUGAUAAAAAUCUUAAAGAACUCUUACUUACUGGUGGGAGAAAUGCUACAAGCACCUCAAAACCUGUACAAGAGGAGGUCAUUCGCAUCACUGGAGAGUUUAUUCGGGCGAAAAUUACACAGCCGAUUCAGAGGGAAGACGCUUUUUUCUCAAUCAUUGGCGAUGAGGUAAUAGAUAAAUACGCAAACCAAGAAAUAUUAAGUGUUUGCCUUAGGUUUUUAGAUCUAAACAACGAUGUUUCACCUAAAAUCAAAGAAGUAUCUUUUGACUAUGUCAAAUAUGAUGAUGAUGGUGCCAGUGCCAUGUCCUCAGAAGCAUGUGGUGUGCAAGGAAGAAUAAGGAGAAUAGCACCGAUGGCACUGUACACUCAUUGCAACAGUCACGUUUUGAAUCUCAGUGUUGCAGCCGCAUGCAGGGAGACUAAAACCAAGGCACAAGGUCUUCUGGCGAAUUUGAAGACAUUCGGAUUCAUUUUCACCUUUUUGAUCACAAAGAAUAGCCUUGGAACACUUAAACCUAUUGCAGCCAAGCUUCAGAAGAAAGACCAAGAUGUCUUCCGAGCGUAUUCUAUGAUUGAUGACACUAUUAAAGCAGUUGCCAGAGUGAGGUCAAACAUAGAGGAAGAAUGUCAUGAAUGGUUCGAAGACGCAUCUAUACUAGCUGAUAAGAUUGGCGCUACAGUCUCAGUACCAAGAAUCACUGGGAGGCAGGAACAUAGGAACAAUGCACCUAGCGUAAACCCGGAAUCGCAUUAUCGUGUUAACGUUGCUAUACCUUUUAUAGAACAUUUAUUGGAAGAAAUGAGUUCAAGAUUCAGCGAAGACAACAGGAUUGGGGCCGAAAUUUUUCCCUUGGUUCCAUCUGCCGUGGUGAAGCAUGACAGUCUUCGUAAUUUAGCAGAAAAGCUGCAAUUUUGGCAACAGGACUUACCUACACCGUCCUCUCUUCUUUCUGAGUUAAGGGAAUGGCAAUACUUUUGGAAACAGUACACACCCACUUUACAGCUACCGGGAAAUCUUAUUGAGUGUGUAAAAUAUGCUGAUGAGGAUAUGUACCCCAACAUACAAAUUUUGCUUAUUAUUGGUUGUACCCUUCCUGUUAGUUCUGCCGAAGCUGAGCGUUCAUUCUCUGGCUUGCGACGAAUCAAGUCAUAUCUCAGAAACAGGAUGUCUGAUGAGCGGUUGUCAGGACUUGCACUCGUGCACUUACAUCAUGACCUUGACAUUGAUGUUGACGAAAUCUGUACAAUUCUUGUAACCAAAAACAAGAGGAGAAUGUUCCAAGGGUGCAUCCUUUACGAGUAG